AUGUCGCGCCUGGCUGCUUGUGAAGCCUGUAGAAAGGCUAAACUGGCAUGCGACCAUCAGCUGCCCGUUUGCACGCGCUGUAGUGCUAGCAAGGGGAUUUGCAUCUACAGGACUACGCCCUUUAAGCGGAAAAGAGUCGAGAAGCAAAGCCUUGGUUCUUCUGAUGAAUCGCCGUCAUUUAAUCCAAGACGUAAUUUAUACCCAAACCCUGGGUAUCUAGGAUCGUCUAGCCAUGCAGCUAUAUUCAAGCACAUCACUCCGGACGGAGACCAUGGCCCCGGUAGUCAUCAAGCAGUACCAGAGGAUCUACACUCGGACUUGUUUGGCGACAACCAUCUAGUCCUACAAGGCGCGGAUAUCCUCAAACAUCUCUUGACGACAUACAAGUUGUCUGCCAUGAAAGACCUCGUCAUGUUCUGGCUAGCUAAAGGAGCCAACCUGGCCCUAGCAGAGCCCUUUGUUGACCAAUGUGCCCAGAGUGUGAGCCAAUUGUUCACUUAUCACGACGACAACUGGCAUCUGGUCUAUGCAAGACGUCUCUUGCAGAACUCGGCCCAGCCGCUGCACUUCAAUGAUACCUCUGACCUGGCUGGUUUCUCGGCUCAAUUUCUAGAUCACAAUUCUCGUUGGGAGACAUUAGGAAUUUUUUUGCCGCUGUCACUCGAGCGACAAUUGACAUUUCGUUCUUUCCGUCUCUAUAUACCACCGAGCAAGAACAAUUGCUUGAAUGAUCUACAACUGAUCAUGCAAUACGAGAACUUCAUCGUCCAUUCCUACGUGGAUGGAGAUCAGAGCUACCAUUCCUGGCGCAAACUAGGCGACGCAAUAUCCUCCACAUUUGCUCUAGGCUACCACGAAAACAUUGAAAUAAAAGCGGGACUUCCACCAUUUCUCAAAGAACUGCGCAAAACAGCUUUCGCGCGCAUCUACUCCGCAGACAAGAACAUAGCAAUAUUCCUCGGCCGCCCGCCACGAAUGAACAAACGCUUCUGUCACUUCCAGAUCCCAUCCUGCCGGAAUGCAGAAGAAGGCUCAGCAGACUGGACCCCAGACGCGGAGCCCGGGUACCGAGCUGAUACGCGGUGGUCUGCGCUGUGCGCAUCGCUGAAGGAGGAGAUCUGGGAGCUUCUUCAGGACAAGCAUGAUCCAUCAUGUGCGCAACGAGCAAGCGUGAUACAAUGCCAAGCAGAGACGCAGUGGCAACACCUGCCAGCCCACUUCCGACUCGAGAGCAGUCUGAAGAAAUGUACGCAAGGACCCUUUGAGCGAGACUUUGUUGCCGGCGUACGGCUGCACCACUUACAUGUGCUAUUCUUGCUCCGUCUCCUGCUUCUUAAAUCACCGACCGAGCCCGAUCUACCGAUCAUCGAGACGGCGGGUCAGAUGCUCACGCUCGUUGUGGAGAUUAUUUUGCUGCGGGAUCAGCUCACUAACUCUGGGACGGGUCUUAUUUGGAAGGUCGCAUACUACGGUCUCCCCGCUGCGGGGAUAAUGCUUCUGGCCAUGUUGAAACAACACAUGCCACGAGCGCACCGGACACGGUCGUUACAAGAUCUCAGUGUGUUUGUAGCGGAGGUUCAAAUCGGGACGAUUGUUAAAGCCGGGGAUCCGAAUUAUGCGUUGCUUUCUAAGGCUACACGGACGAUACAGCGUUUUCUGGACUCGACUCAUUCGGAUCCGGCGCAGCCUCUGCCUGAACUGGCUGGGGUUGAGGGGAAUGAUGAGUGGGCGGCGUUGUUGAGUCAGGAUUUGUGGGAUUUCGAGGCUGGGUUUUGGCAGAGUUUGGCGGAUCAUCCGUCUUUGUUGGCGAUUGAGCCUUCUUUGCCUCCUGUUUAG
Penicillium samsonianum is the source of this 1836-nucleotide messenger RNA. RefSeq lists its product as uncharacterized. Gene Ontology annotation, molecular function: zinc ion binding; DNA-binding transcription factor activity, RNA polymerase II-specific. The record is from RefSeq and is a predicted model, not a curated record. Bases 1 to 1836 code for a protein of 611 amino acids. Gene Ontology annotation, cellular component: nucleus. The transcript has 6 exons. NCBI's taxonomy places the organism in Eukaryota, Fungi, Ascomycota, Eurotiomycetes, Eurotiales, Aspergillaceae. Gene Ontology annotation, biological process: regulation of DNA-templated transcription.